CCCCGUCACGCCCCCUACUCUAGGCAACACAGGAGGCGACGACAACACAGGAGGCUGUGGGGGCGGACACGGUAACCAGCACUUUCCAGCCAGCAAGAGCUGCCCUUAAGAAAUACCUAUAGCUUUCCGCCCGCGAAGACCCUUCCCCUCAGAGAGGCGGAGAAAGGCCCGCCCAGCGCCUAUGCCAAUUCCCCGCCGCCACCUCGGCUUUCCAAAUUGCCCCGAUGAGCGGGGACGCUUCCCAUGGUACCAGAGGCGGGCGACAGGGCCCGGCGCUGCCCCUGGGAGCGGUGCCACGCGUGCGCACUGAACAGAGGUGUGGGCGGCUGCGCGUCGGCAGGGAGGGCCGUGUCCAAUCGAUUUGAAGAACAGAAGCAUGCUUUCCAUUGAGACUUACACCACCAUUUGUGAUACAGAAUGUCUCUAAGUGAGAAGAACAGUGUGGUUUUUGCAUAUGAAUCUUCAGUACACAGUGCCAAUGUACUUCUCAGUCUUGAUGAUCAGAGAAAGCAAGAUAUUCUUUGUGAUGUUACUAUUUUAGUGGAAGAUCAGCGAUUUCGGGCUCACAAAGCCGUUCUUGCAGCUUGCAGCAGUUACUUCCUUUCAAGAAUUGUGGGCCAGGUGGAUGCUGAUCUUAUCAUCACUUUACCAGAAGAGGUAACCCUGAAAGGAUUUAGUCCUUUGCUUCAGUUUGCAUACACUGCUAAACUUAUUUUAAAUAAAGACAAUGUGUCUGAAGUUUGCAAAUGUGCUGAAUUUUUGGGUGUGCACAACAUCGAAGAGUCUUGCUUUCAGUUUCUCAAAUUCAAAUUUUUGGACUUCAAAUUGGAUCAGCAGGAAUAUCCUAGAAAGAAGUGUUGCACAAAGCGGUGUCAGAAAACAGCCCCUAAAACUGCCAAUGUGAGUGAUGGAGACCUAGAAAUAGAUGAUGAAGCAGAACUUUUGGAAAAGGAAUAUAUUCAAAUUCCUGACACAAAGCUCUGUAAAGAUGAAGAAAAUCCUAAGGCAUCACCUGCCCUUCAGGAUAACGUCACUCAAGCAUGUGAUCUUGUACAUUUAGAAAGGGGUGGUGUUUCCAGCUUAUCUUCCCAAUGCCCAAAGUAUAGGAAAUUCCAGAAAGCUUUUGGAAAUGACAAAGUUCAUACUUCCGAGUCCAGUUACAGUAUUAAAGACAUUCAGGUGCCACCAAUUGCAGCUUUUUCUGAGAAGGAAAUAACCGAUAAUGAUUGCAUACAAAAAGCUCAGGAAUGUGUACCUAUGCAGCUGGUCUCAAAAUGUGAAGAGACUCAGGUGAAAAUGGAAGAAGGGGAGGAAGGCAUUGAAAAAAAAGAAGAGUCGAGGAGAGAUUCUGUGACUCAGAAUGUGUGUUGUCCUGUGGAGAAAAUGGAUCUUGCUACCCUCCCUCCAAACUCUGCUGCACCUCAUGGACUCAGUUCUGUGUCUUUUUUAAAUACUUGUGAACAAUAUGGUAACUUGAAUUUCAGUAGUAUGCAAAAUAACACAAUCUUGGCUGAAAAAGUUGUAUCGGGUACUGGAGUCGGGAAUGACAAAAUUGAAAGUCAAGACAACGCCCCUUCAAAGGUCGAUUUGUGUGCUAGGGAAGCCACUAACAUUACUUCGGCUGGUGAUCGAAGCAGUGUGGAGAGAGAGGUAGCAGAACAUCUAGCAAAAGGGUUCUGGAGUGAUAUUUACAGCACAGAAGCCUGCCAGAUACGUUUACCGCCUGCAGUUUCAAAGGAGUGUUUGGAGCCAGUAUAUUCGGGGAAAAAAUCGGAGUGUCCGUGGCUGGGUAUCAGGAUCAGUGAAAGCCCUGAACCUUGCCCUCAGCGAACUUUUACGACAUUGAGUUCUGUCAACUGCCCCUUUAUAAGCAACCUUGGUACUGAAGGAUGCUCCAACAACUCUGAAAUAAGCAGUGGAGAUUAUGUUCAGGGACCACCACAAGAGCCGUGUCCCUACAAUUAUGUAGUAAGCCUGGGAGAGGAUUCAGAAACUGACACCGAGGGAGACAGUGAAUCCUGUUCAGCGAGAGAACAGGAAUGUGAGGUAAAACUGCCAUUUAAUGCACAAAGGAUUAUCUCACUUUCCAGAAACGAUUUCCAGUCGUUUCUGAAAAUGCAUAAAUUAACCCCUGAACAAUUAGACUGCAUUCAUGAUAUCCGAAGACGAAGUAAAAACAGAAUUGCAGCACAGCGAUGUCGUAAGAGAAAACUUGACUGCAUACAAAACCUGGAAUCUGAAAUUGAAAAACUGCAAAAUGAGAAGGAGAAAUUGCUGAAGGAAAGAAAUCACAUUUUGUCAACUCUGGGCGAGACGAAGCAGAAUCUGACAGGACUUUGCCAGCAGGUGUGUAAGGAAGCAGCCUUGAGUCAUGAGCAAAUACAAAUCCUUGCGAAAUACUCUUCCUCAGAUUGCCCGCUUUCGUUUUUAUUCCCGGAGAGAGAACGAACAGCCCCACCUGACAGUGAGCCUCCAGUACCAGCAUGUAUGGAAUUAGCAGAUGGUCUUUCAGGUGUUACAUCUACAAAUGAGCAGAGUUCUUGUUAUCAGUGUGUGAAAAGUGUCUGUGAUACAACAUACAAUCAAGUACAAGAACUGCAUCCAGUUCCUGUAAGGACCUUAGAGAAAACGUCACUGGUGGAGCAGUGUGGGCAGAGCAGUGGUAUCACAGACUUCUGUCAGCAAAUGACUGACAAAUGCACUACAGAUGAGUGAUCCUAUUCUCUUCCUAUUGCCGGCUUCAACGUUGCAAGUAAAAGUGAGAUUGAGCAUUAUUGUAACUUACCAAGUGAAAGACAGGAUGAAACUUUCUUUGUGAAACUACAUUGACAAUUACGUUGUCACUAUAUCGCUUGUCAAGCUUUGGGUUUAUUCUGUGUAGUUCUAGAGUGUAAUUUGUACAUGUCAGCCUUGGAGCUUUUUCUGUUGUGGUGAUGCUAUGGAGAGUUCAGGAAAGUUGUUGGAAAGUAUAAACUCUGUGCACAGAUGUUUUUGUGAGGAAGCUUUCAUUCAGGUAUAGACCAGCCUUCACUCUGACUUAUGCCAUGGUAUCUAAUGCCACUCUACAUCUCAAGGAAAGCCUAACGUAUGUUUAUGCACAGUGACUUCUAUACCUGGAAUUCUUAACUCUUAAGACAUUUUUUCCUGGUAGACAAACCCUAAGAAAGCAUAUACAACUCUGUAAAUGUUGUUGGGGUGUUUAUUUGGUAGAUGAGUUAGGGUAACGUGACAGUAUGAGGAGAUCCUGGGAAGUGUGCUCUGGAACAGCUCAUUGCUUCCUGCUGUUUCCAUCCCUGAACCAGAGCCAGCUUUUAUUGAAUAGAAGCCUUUAUCUUAGCUCUCCAGUAUGCAGUUAAAACAACUGGACGAGUGGAGGUGCUGCAGCAUACUGCUCUCUUCUAUAAAUUUAGUGGGAGGAACAGCAAC
Dryobates pubescens (Downy woodpecker) is the source of this 3426-nucleotide messenger RNA. It is a transcript of the gene BACH1, whose product is annotated as BTB domain and CNC homolog 1. Gene Ontology annotation, molecular function: DNA-binding transcription factor activity, RNA polymerase II-specific; protein binding; RNA polymerase II cis-regulatory region sequence-specific DNA binding. Gene Ontology annotation, biological process: regulation of transcription by RNA polymerase II. The coding region runs from base 418 to 2715 and encodes 765 amino acids. The record is from RefSeq and is a predicted model, not a curated record. Lineage: Eukaryota; Metazoa; Chordata; Aves; Piciformes; Picidae. The transcript is spliced from 5 exons.